Panicum hallii is the source of this 4376-nucleotide messenger RNA. Its product is annotated as probable helicase CHR10. The transcript has 18 exons. Lineage: Eukaryota; Viridiplantae; Streptophyta; Magnoliopsida; Poales; Poaceae. Bases 141 to 2678 code for a protein of 845 amino acids. Gene Ontology annotation, biological process: DNA repair; chromatin remodeling. Gene Ontology annotation, molecular function: ATP binding; ATP-dependent chromatin remodeler activity; DNA helicase activity. The record is from RefSeq and is a predicted model, not a curated record.
CCCCCUCUUCCCCAUGGCGACCUCCUACGAGCGCCGCCUACUAGCGGCCGCCGACCUGGUCCUCUCAGCCGACGCGCAGGGCCAAGGAAUCUGCCUCCCCGACCUUGGCGUCACGGCGGACCUCAAGCCGCACCAGCUCGAUGGCGUUGCCUGGCUCAUCCGCCGCUACCGCCUCGGCGUCAACGUCGUCCUUGAUGGGGCUUGGCAAAACCCUACAAGCAAUUUCUCUACUGAGCCACCUCAAAAUCCAGCGUAUUGCACCUGGACCAUUCCUUGUGCUAUGUCCUCUAAGUGUAACAGAUGGCUGGCUCUCAGAGUUCAGUAAAUUCUGUCCUUCCUUGAGGCCCCUGCACUAUGUUGGCGAUAAGGUGCACCGUCGUGACCUUCGGAGAACCUUGUACGAUCAUGUGCACAAGGCUUCCACAUCAUCUCAUUCUAACGAAUUAUCAUUUGAUGUGCUCAUGACAACAUAUGACAUAGCCUUGAUGGAUCAAGACUUUCUUUCACAAAUUCCCUGGCACUAUGCAAUUAUUGAUGAGGCUCAACGUCUAAAAAAUCCAUCCAGUGUACUAUACAAUGUCCUUGAGCAACGUUUCAUCAUGCCAAGGCGUCUACUACUAACAGGCACUCCUAUCCAGAACAACCUUUCUGAACUAUGGGCUUUGAUGCAUUUUUGUUUGCCUUCAAUAUUUGGAAAGCUAGAUGAGUUUCUUUCCACUUUCAAGGAAGCAGGGGACUGGUUAACAGGUGCUGAAGUUAAUAAAGCAAACAGACAAUUCAAGAUUAUUAAACACAUACUCAAAGCAUUUAUGCUACGCAGGACAAAAGCUUUACUAAUCGAGAGUGGAGUUCUGGCGCUGCCUCCACUAACUGAGCUAACUGUGAUGGUGCCACUGACACAGUUACAAAAGAAGCUUUACAUGUCAGUGUUGCGGAAAGAGCUGCAAACACUUCUUUCAUUUACUGGAGGAUCGUCUCGCCACCAGUCUUUGCAGAACAUUGUUAUACAGCUGAGGAAAGCUUGCAGUCACCCAUAUCUGUUCAGUGGCAUUGAACCUGAGCCUUAUGUGGAAGGGGAGCAUUUAGUUCAGGCUAGUGGGAAGCUCAUUGUGCUGGAUCUUAUUCUGAAGAUGCUCCAUGAGUUAGGACAUCGUGUUUUGCUAUUUGCUCAGAUGACCCAAACACUGGACAUUCUUCAGGAUUUCCUGGAGCUGCGCAAUUACACUUAUGAGCGCCUGGAUGGUUCAGUACGUGCUGAGGAGCGGUUCGCAGCAAUAAGAAAUUUCAGCUCUCAAUCUACCAAAGGCCUUAUGAGAGAUGAUAAUCAGAAUGGAGCUUUUGUUUUCAUGAUAUCAACUAGAGCAGGGGGUGUGGGGCUUAAUCUCAUUGGUGCCGAUACUGUUAUCUUUUAUGAACAAGAUUGGAAUCCUCAAGCUGACAAACAGGCCCUACAGCGCGCUCACCGCAUUGGACAGUUAAAUCAUGUGCUGUCAAUAAAUUUGGUGUCACAGCGUACAAUUGAAGAGGUCAUAAUGCGAAGAGCCGAGAGAAAACUUAAGCUUAGCCACAAUAUUAUUGGAGAAGAUGAUAGAACUGAUGUGAAGGGUGGAGAUCUGGGAAAUGAAGCUAGUGACAUGAGAUCAAUUAUCUUUGGCUUGCACCUGUUCGAUCCUGCUGAUACAACCACAGAGACAAUCAAUGAGGACACAACUUCUGAGACAAUUAAUGUGGAGAAACUGGCAAAGUUGAAAACAAUGUCUGAAAAGGUUGUAAUGAUGCGUAGCCAUGAACCUUCAGAAAAGGAUGAACGGGCAUUUGAAAUCAACCCAAAUUUUGCUGGUGGCAAUGGAACUGUAAUUAGAAGGGCUUCUGAUUCUAUUAGUGUUGAUCCUGGGCUUAAUGAAGCUGCAUACCUAUCCUGGGUCAAGAAGUUCAAAGAGGCUUCGCAUUCAAUUGAAGAUGCCACAGCUGAACUUGGAAGGCACAGAGCAGCGCCAGAAGAAAAGUUCCUGAAACGUGAAGUUAACAAGAAAAAAGUAGAAGAAAAGAGGUUGGCCAAAUGGGAAACUUUGGGUUACAAGACACUAGCGGUUAAGGAACCUGAUAUCACAGCAAGCCAGAAUAUUUCAGACUCAGGGUCCGUCCAACUUGUGUAUGGAGAUUGUACCAAUCCUUCAAAACUUUGCCCUGCAAAGCCUGCAAUCAUAUUCAGUUGCAUAGAUAAUUCAGGGACAUGGGGGCAUGGAGGAGUGUUUGAUGCUUUGACUAGUCUCUCAACAUGCAUUCCAGAUGCUUAUCACCGUGCUUCUGAGUUUGAUGACCUCCACAUGGGGGAUCUUCACUUUAUUCAGCUUGAUGAAGCCAACUGCACCCGGAGUUUGGAUGCACCUUUAUGGGUGGCACUAGCUAUCGUUCAGUCUUACAAUCCGAGCCGUAAAUUUCCAAGAAGUGAAAUCUCCAUGCCUGAUUUGGAGCUCUGUUUAUCAAAAGCAGCCUUCUCAGCUGCUCAGCAUUCUGCGAUUAUCCACAUGCCCCGAAUUGGUUACCAAGGUGGCUCCCAACGAUCAGAAUGGUAUACCAUAGAACGCCUGCUCAGGAAAUACUCAUCUCUCCAUGGAAUUGACAUUUUCGUGUACUACUUUCAGCGUUCAUCCAGGCAACAGACAUAUUCUAUCUAGCUCAUGCCGACGCUUCUGCUGGAAGAAACCCAAGCUAGGUGUAGGGAAACUAGGGAUGUUUCUGUAACCCACUAGAAGAAUCAGGGAAUAUUAGCUAGCUGCAAAUCUUUUCUUUGCCCCUUUUUAAUAGUUUAGUAACUUAUGAAUAGAUAAGCCAAAUGAAUUAUGUUUUAGGGUGUUUGCCUCCUUUAGCUAAGAGGUAUCUGUACUAUGAUAUAAGGAAAACAGUUUGCAUGUACUGCCCCUUUUGUUUCUUUGGCAUUUUUAUUCCUUGUGAAAUGUUACCAGAUUAGGUGUGCAAUCAAGCUGCAACAUGUGAGUUUGUUUCUUUAAUUGAUGAAGAAUUUUGAAAGGUGAUCUCUGUGAACUCAAUAUUCAAGUAAACCCUCUCUGCGUACCUUUUUCUUUUCUUUUCUUUUCUUUUCUGCAAAUCUGAUCAGUGGGCCAUCUGUUUUAGGCGCGACAAGAUCAUCUCAAUGGACCCCGAGCACAAGAUAAGGAGAUCAGACGGAGUUCUUGAUGGCGGAGCUGUAACCGUCCUGGUCAUCGUAGAACUUGGACCACAGCAUGACUCCACCGUACUUGGUGGAGUUCUUGAGCGCCGGAAGCACCUGCGACUUGAGGCUCUCCACUGGAGUUGAUGAGGUUGGCGGUGCUCCCCGGCGUGUACUGGCAAGGCGGGUUGUUGUAGAACUGGACCCAGACGUGGUCGAAGAGCCCUGUCUGAAGGGCCUUGCCUACCCACUGGUCCGGGAAUGGACACUGGGGCGCUGCCGACAGGUACACCUGCUUGCUGGCGCCGUAGGACUUGAGGUACGCGGCAAGUUCUCCGUAGUGGUCUGGGUUUCCUCCCUCAAUGUCGAAGUCGACGCCGUCGAGCACGGCGUCGCCAAGGGGCCUCUUGUCGGAGUGGCCGCCGAGGAAGUUGUUCCAGAUGUACUGGGCGAGCUGGAAGGCGUCUUGCUGGGAGUCGAGGGAGUAGCCUCCUGCGCCGCCGCCGAUGGAGAGCAAGACCUUGACACCCUUGGACUGGCAGAAUGUGAUGUCGGCGGUGAGGUUGGUGCAGGCGUUGGAGUAGGGGUCGCAGUGGCCUGCGAGGUUGAGCUGCGGGGUCGUCUGCCCCGAGCCGAAGCUGCAGAGGAAGGCGAUGUUGACAAAGGCGUAGUUGCCGGUGGCGCAGGUCUGGGCCAGGGUGCCCUCGUUGCCGUUCUGGCCCCAGUAGACGGCAAUGCUGCCGCCGCCAUGGCUCUUGCUGUGGGAUGAUACGAGCAAGACGACCAUCAGGAGGCAGGCAAGUUUUACUUUGGAGCUGGAGGAAUAACAACCGUAAGUUGCCAUGGCUCGCUAGCUCUUUCUUAUUAGCUUGUUGGAGGCGAGACGAAUAUGGGAUUGGGAUCUGGUAUGGUUGGUUAUAUAGAGACAGACAGCAGAGACCAGAGAGAGUGGUGCAGACAUGGAUGGAAACGUGCCUUGGGGGCCGGUAAUAAACCUUUAUUAUUUUAUUAUAAGUAGUAGUAGUAAUAACAUGAACACACCCUCGACUCUACGCCUACGCAGUUUGGCCAUCUCGUCUGUUUCCUUUGCUUCUUGCUACCACGGUACGUCGCUGCUUGGUUUCCGUUCCCUCUCUCAUCAUGUUUUCUAAUAUGUUACUGUACAUGGAUAAUCUAUCAGGCGGAAAAAUGUUGCAUAAACUAA